AUGGAAGCCAAGGCCCUCCUGUGUUGUGCUUUCUUCUUCCUCCGGCUGUGGACGCCGGCGGCGGCAAUCAGGUCGGGGUGGUCGCCGGAAGUGGUGGAGAAGAGAGCAACCCUCCAGAAUGGCCUAGGCCGGACACCGCAAAUGGGGUGGAAUAGUUGGAAUCACUUCGCCUGCAACAUAAACGAACAGACAAUCCGACAAGUUGCUGAUGCGAUGGUGAACACCGGCCUUGCAAAGCUUGGCUAUGAGUAUAUCAACAUAGAUGAUUGUUGGGCAGCCCAUGACAGGGACUCCCAGGGUAAUCUAGUACCAAAUCCAUCAACAUUCCCAUCUGGAAUGAAGGCCCUCUCCGACUAUGUGCAUGGAAAAGGGCUCAAGCUCGGAAUCUACAGUGAUGCAGGUCCAGAAACUUGCAGCCAACAGAUGCCAGGUUCACUUGGACACGAAGAGCAAGACGCAAAAACCUUCGCAUCUUGGGGAAUUGACUACUUGAAGUAUGACAACUGCAACGACCAGGGAUUGAGCCCACAACCAAGAUUUAGCAGCAUGAACACAGCGCUUCUGAAUUCUGGGAGGAAUAUUUUCUUCUCCAUUUGUGAAUGGGGUAUAGAUAGACCAGCAACAUGGGCAGGUGUAGGAAACAGUUGGAGAACUGCUGGUGACAUCAAGGACGAAUGGGGAAGCAUGACGAGCAAUGCCGACAGCAAUGACGUGUGGGCACCAUUUGCUGGGCCUGGUGGAUGGAAUGAUCCAGACAUGCUGGAAGUCGGGAAUGGGGGAAUGACAACGGAGGAAUACCGCUCCCAUUUCAGCAUCUGGGCUCUAGCCAAGGCACCUCUCUUGACCGGCUGCGACAUACGCUCGAUGAGCAAGGAAACCAUGGAAAUUCUCAGCAAUCGAAAUGUCAUUGCAGUCAACCAAGACGCGCUUGGGGUGCAAGGGCACAAAGUGCAAAAAGAUGGAGACCAAGAAGUCUGGGCUGGUCCACUAAGUGGAGGAAGAGUUGCAGUUGUUCUAUGGAACAGAGGGCCUGCUGAAGCAUCCAUCACAGCCAGCUGGAGCAGCAUUGGCCUUCGUGCAUCGGCUGUCGUCGAUGCUCAUGAUCUGUGGACAGAUGCAGUUACAUCAUCGGUGCAAGGACAGCUGAAGGCGACAGUAGGCACUCAUGCUUGCAAGAUGUAUGUGUUGACCCCAAAGUAG
Setaria italica (foxtail millet) is the source of this 1200-nucleotide messenger RNA. RefSeq names its product alpha-galactosidase. The record is from RefSeq and is a predicted model, not a curated record. Lineage: Eukaryota; Viridiplantae; Streptophyta; Magnoliopsida; Poales; Poaceae. Gene Ontology annotation, molecular function: hydrolase activity, hydrolyzing O-glycosyl compounds. Gene Ontology annotation, biological process: carbohydrate metabolic process. Bases 1 to 1200 code for a protein of 399 amino acids. The transcript is spliced from 15 exons.